UGCGUGAACGCGCGUCGGUUUCGCAUGCACAGAAAUGUCCGACGUGCGCGGCCACACGAACGCGCGUCAACAUCGCUGCCGGCCGCGGACUCGCUAAAAAUAAUUAUUCUAACCCCACGCGUCCACGCACGCCCGUACGGGUUCGCGGCCGUUCGUCUUUACCGCAGCGUUUCCGCGGAACCGCAGAACUCGAGGGUUGUGAACAGUACCGUUGCUGCUACCAAACAUUUUAUUUUAUCGGAUCCCAUACCAUAUUGGACGACUGGUGAUGUUAAAAUGUGUACCAAACAAAUAAAAUUAGCGCAAAAAUAUUCACUAAUUGCACUGGCCGUUACAAUCCUGCCUUUCUCAUCAAUGGGUCUUAGGACGGUAAGUUUCUAAGUUUGAUUUUAUUAUAGUUGGAAAGAACACGUUGGAUUAGUGGAUUCUUUUCUCAAUAUUUAUCAAAUAUUCAAAUUCCAUGAAUUGAGACAGACAAAACAUUUUUUGCACGUUUUUCUAUAUAGACAGGACUAAAUGUCUAGAACUUUAAAUACAUUAUUAUGGAAGAAGAUCAAAAUUCAGGAUU
Sipha flava (yellow sugarcane aphid) is the source of this 568-nucleotide messenger RNA. RefSeq lists its product as uncharacterized. The coding region runs from base 25 to 381 and encodes 118 amino acids. The record is from RefSeq and is a predicted model, not a curated record. NCBI's taxonomy places the organism in Eukaryota, Metazoa, Arthropoda, Insecta, Hemiptera, Aphididae. The transcript is spliced from 3 exons.